AUGAUGCGCAAAACAGCGCUCUUCUGCCUGCCGCUCUGCGCACUGGUUGCGGACUCUGUGAAUUUGCGGCACUCUUCCAGAAUAGACACCCGCAGCAAGCUCCUGUUAGACUUUCCCUUCUACCACACCUCCGACCAGAUCCAAGAGGAAGCAAGGGAGCUCGUCGCGGGCUGUUCUGCCAAGGCAACUGUCAAGACAGUGACGAGGGGGAAUGUGUCAUUAGAUUAUGUUCGUGUUUCGGGGCCCGGCCCGAGCUCUUCCCGACCGAAUCGGGUAGCCUUUCUCUUCGGGGAACAUAGCCGUGAGCUCAUUAGCCCCGAAAGCGGCUUGAUGUUACUGAAGAUGCUCUGCGGGCCCAGCUCCAAGUCAGAUCUGGUGAGGAAGGCCCUGGACACAAGCGACUUCCAGCUGAUUCUCAAUGCCAAUCCGAUCUCGCGGGCACGGGUCGAGCAGGGGGACUAUUGUCUUCGGGACAACCCACGGGGUGUCGACCUGAAUCGAAACUGGGAUGAGAAGUGGGAGCUCGGAGACCAGGCCAUGGACGGAGAUCAGUAUCAUGGAGAGAAGCCCUUCAGCGAAGUGGAGACCCAGAUGGUGAGAGAUCUCGUUACAGAGUUCAAGCCCACCACCUUCCUGUCUGUACACAGUGGCACGUUAGGUCUGUACAUGCCGUGGGCUUACGACAGCGUGCACAUGGCGCACCGCAACCGCGACUUGAUGCUGUCUGUGCUGAAGGAAGUGGACGAAGACUACUGCCAGUGCCCCUUCGGCGCAGCUGGCAAAGAAGUGGGAUACAACUGUCCGGGAACGAGCUUUGACUGGGUGUACGACAACUUGAAGGCACCCUUCUCCUUCGCCUGGGAGAUCUACGCUCGCCCUGUAGAAUACCAGGCUCUGAAAUCCCGGUGGCAGGAGAAGCUGAAAGAGUCGCCGUCACUGCUACAAGGUCAGGCAGGCAUGUCUCUGUUGGAGCUCUAUUCCGGCCACUUCUCAGACUUUGCUGGGCAGAGCCAGAGCCAGUUACUUGAAUCAUCCGAGUCCCAGGCAUGCUUCGACACGUUCAAUCCCGGCUCAGAGCAGGAGUACAACGAGUCAGUCACGAACUGGGCGACAUCCUACCUCAAGCUGGCCGUGCUGACAGCUCCACACGUGGCCUUGUUGUCAAAAUCCGUGGCUGUGUACGACUUCAUCAUCUUUCGGGGUCAAGACAUCAAGGACUUGACAGUGCUGGAAUCCGGGAAGCAGCCGGGUGCUGCCACUGAUCCGGCGAUCGUGUCCAUUAACCAAAGACCAUCAGGGAAAGACGGCAAGGGCGGCAAGGGAGAGAUCCCGUUCGGAGGAGGCCCUGCCAUGUCGGGAAAAGCCACGUAUGGGUGUUCCCUAGAUGCGCAUGACGUCAGGGGGCUUAACUUGAUCGCCCUCUGGAGAGAGCAAAUCCUCAAGAUCGGGCUCAAUCUGCUCCAGCGCUUCGGGAAACAGAUGGACGCGGCGGGGACCACGGAUGAUGCCGAAGGGGGUGGCGUGCUAGAUCCAUUUUCUGAUGCGGAGAAUGCGGUAGAAGCCGUGAUGGAGCAGAUCUUGCAAGAAGGAGGGAUCCUGCUGUACCAAAGCUACAUUCAUCGGAAGUCCUUCGGGUUUGCCGCGGAUGCCUUGUGCGAGAUUCUCAAGGGUGAAAUGCAACUGCGAUUCGUCCGACAUGAUACAGGCGAGUUGCAAUCAGCCGGGGCAGAUCCUUCCACACCGUCUGCAGCCCAAGAGAGCUUGAGACCGAAGAGCACCGAGGGCAUGCCCAGGUCGCGAGGCACUCUGGAGGUGGCUCCGAGACCCACAUCAGCGCCCGCUUCAUGGACAAGUGGAUUAGAUGACAACGAUGCUAGCAGGGGAGACGGAUGGUCUUUGGAGACUGAGCCGGCCAGAUGUCGAAUUGACACCUGGGCGCGUGCUUGUGUGCCAAUUCGGAAAGUUGGCCGGAAAGCUGAGGAGUCAAGAAAAGGCCGGGGGUCCGUCUGGCGGAUGGGAUCGCGUGCGUCGAUUGGAUCUGUCUCUGGUCCUGGAAGCAGGCCUACAUCCAGAUUUGGCCCGCAGUCUCUUGCAGAGGAGGUAGAGACGCCAAAGACCCCGACAGUAAGAAGCCAGCUCAUCCCACUGGUGGACGAUCGCGAAGAAGACGAGGAGGAAGCCAUGCUCCGAGACAUGAAGGAGCGAGAAGCCAGGAAGCUGCGAGACGAGCAAGUUCGCACAGAGAGGAAGGCGGCAGAGAUAGAAGAAGCUAUCAAGCUCGCCCAAAUGAAGGAUGACAAGAAGCAGUUCACACAUGAUUCUGAGGGCAAUGUGAUUUGGGUGCAGCCGCCACAAGUCCACAGAUUGCCCAACCCGAACCCGGCCCCCUCAUUCGUAUGCAAGCAGGAUGAAGUUUCUCGACAAGAUCAGAAAGCACAGCCAGAGAAGAGGGGUGGCCGAGCACGGGACAAGAAUGCUAAAAGCAAGCAGGACAACUCUGUCGAAUUCCAGGAUGGCUUCAGGAAGUUUCAGUCGCAGCAACCUCCCAUGAUGGAGGUGAUGGUGAUGUCUCCUGGUGUCGAACUGGAAGAGAGGCAUCGAACGAAGAAAGGGGAGAAGAUCAAAAGCAGUAAGCCUAAGACAAUGUCCCGGAAAGAGUACGAGGAAAUAUCUAAAGGAGGAGCAGCACCGCCGCGUCAAGAAGGCGCAGCCAAGGUUGCACCGAAACCUCAAGCUCUGAAGGGCAGCGCCGGGGGAGUAGCUGCCCUUCCCACGGUCGACGAGGCACCGUCGCAGCCCGUAGAGGCGAGCAGCAAGCGUGGCCAAGCUGCGACUGGCGAGUCGAAAGUGGUGCGGUCGGAAGUGGGUUCCGAUUUGGUCAAAGGCCCAAGUUUGGAUGCCGCCCGGCCGCUGCAGCCGGCGCCACCAUCUACUCGGCGUGUGCAGACGAAGCGGGACGCCUUGGGAUUUUCUCUGGGAACUCGGGAGCGUCUCCACAUCAACGCCGGAUCCCGCUUUCCCGGCUGCGCUGCCCAGCCACCUUUGGGUGCCACCAUGGGCCAUGGACUGGCUCCAAGCACGCAGAAGCAUCAGGAAUAUUUCUUUCCCGGUGCUUCGGGCUCAAUCGAUGUGGCAGAAGCCAUCAUCGAAGAGUCUGACCAGGCUCUCCCGGAGACGGCUGAUGGCCAAAUCGUCAGCAAGAAUCCUCAACUGAAGCA
Molecule: messenger RNA, 3218 nt
Organism: Symbiodinium necroappetens
Lineage: Eukaryota; Dinophyceae; Suessiales; Symbiodiniaceae
Source: the annotation of a GenBank genome assembly